Molecule: messenger RNA, 779 nt
Organism: Zingiber officinale
Lineage: Eukaryota; Viridiplantae; Streptophyta; Magnoliopsida; Zingiberales; Zingiberaceae
Exons: 1
Coding region: 424-711 (95 amino acids)
Source: RefSeq, a predicted model, not a curated record
CAAGCCAAUUCCAAACUUAUUGAUGGCCUCUCCAUGUCGUCCUUUAAAUGAUUCAUUUUGUGCUCCGCCUCCUCCCACAAGGAUUCCUCCGAUCCCGAGACCACGUCCUCCUGGCAGCCGGAGUCCCCCGCCUCCCUCGCCAAUUGUGACCCCACCACCUCCUCCACCGUGUCGAAGUCCCCCGUCGCCGUCACCUGCAGCUGUAUCCCCACCACACCUGCCCACAAGGCAGCCACCACCACCGCCUCCUAAACUUCCACCGGCUCCUAUCCGCCCGCCGCCCACCCCGUCGCACCGCUAGCUCUGCCUAGCCCAAGCUAUAGCGUCGUCAUCAUUGUGGUCAUCUCCCUCGGCGGCCUCUUCUUCCUCGCGUUCCUUUCGGCCGCCUUACUCUGUUUCCUAAAGAAGAAGAGGAAGCAGAAGAUGACGGCGAGAGAAGAAUUGGUGGAGGAUCAUGUGCACGUGCAUGAGACGGUGGUUCCGGGGCCUCAUGGGCAGCAUCUGGCGGCUCUCAGCGUCGAUGAGGACGUCGUAGUCCGUGAGAGGUUGAAGAAGGGGGAGGCGGAUGCAGUUGCUAAAGCUUCUCUCAGUGUGCCAGUGGACCCGCCGACUACGGGCUCCAUUGCAGAACCAGUCGCACCGCGGGUUAAAAGAAAAAGUGGAUGGUGGGCCUACCGGAAAGCUGUGUGGGAUUGGUUGAUUCUUGAAUAACUUUUAUAAUUCGUGUGUUUGGAAUUGCAUAUGAAUAAUUGUGUUUAUAUUGUUCGAGAAUUUAUUGU